AUGGUCUUCGGCGCGCUGCGCACGAAUCGAGAGAAAGCGGAAGCGCGCGCCAAGACCGCGCUCGAGCGAAAGUACGGCGGAAACGCGGCGCGGUUGGACGCGUACAACACCGCGCCGGAUGACGAACGCUCCAUCGAGUACCUGGAGCGCGCGGCGAUGGAUCGGUACGGCGUCUUGCGGGCGAUCGACGACGCGCGAAGCGGUGGGAAGAAGGAUGAGGAAUUGAAACGGGCGAUCGCGAGCGCGGAGGAGGAAUAUAACAUGCGACGGACGACGGGGGGGACGUUUGACGCGGAGGGCGCGGCGAGAGACGCGACGAGUCAUUUUUUGUUGAGGUUGGCGAGCUGUCGAAGCGAAGAACACAGGCGAUGGUUUCGGGAGAACGAGUUGGAGUUGUUCAAGUAUCGGUACGGUGAGCUGAGUUUGGACGCGAAGAUGGAGUUUAUGCGGACGAAUGGGUUUAACGAUUACGCGCGGGCGAGCGAGAAGGAAGUGCGGGAGAGACGGGACGAUUUGCGGGACUACCAGAGGAUGUGCGAGGAAGCGGCGAGCGAGGCGUCGCGUUGGUUCGUCGUCGGUUUCGAAGAGGUGUGCCCGCUCGUCAAGUCGAGACGGGCGUACUUGAUCGGCGGAAACGCGUGGAUUCGUAAAGAAACCCUCGAUCAACUCGUGUUCGGUCGGUUUAAGACGAUGCUGAACAAGAUGGUCGCCGAAGCCAUCACGCUCUUCAACAAGUUUGAAAAGAAGGAGGCUCACCGUUUGACGCCGCUUUUGAAAUCUGUGCACAACCGUCGAUCGGGAAGCGGGUACGAUUUCCAAGGCGAAGACGGCACGAUGUCGAUCGCCGGCAUCGAAGCCACGCAAGAGUCUUUCCCGCUGUGCAUGCGCCAGCUUUACAAGGCGCUCAAGAAAGAUCAUCACCUGACGCACGGCGGUCGACGACAACUGCAACUGUAUUUGAAGGGCAUCGGCUUGCCUCUGGACCAGGCGCUCGUGUUUUGGAAGACAGAGUUCACAAAGCACCCGAAAUGCUCCGCGGAGAAGUUUGAAAAAGAUUACGCGUAUGGUAUCAGACACGCGUACGGUAAGGAAGGGAAGCGCGUCAACUACACCCCGCACGCGUGCGGUCAGUGCAUCGCAGCGGAUCCGGGCGUGAAGGACGCGCACGGUUGUCCGUUCAAGACGCUCACGUCUGGCGUCAAGGAUAACGGCGCACGUUUGCACGAGUUGCUCGGUACGUUGAAAAUCUCUGGUGCUAAGUCGCACGCGAUUGUCGAGAAGGCGACGAAUAUGCACUACCAAAUCGCGUGCGGUAUGACGUUUGCGGCGAUUCACGACGGCGUCGAAAUCGAGGCGGGCGUGCACACGCCGCAUCAAUACUUCCACGAGAGCAGGAAGAUCCUCGCCCCGCCGACUGCGAGCGAGGCGGUGCUCGGCGACGCGAACGCUCAAUCGGUUGCGGCGUGA
Ostreococcus lucimarinus CCE9901 is the source of this 1467-nucleotide messenger RNA. RefSeq lists its product with no specific name. Gene Ontology annotation, cellular component: alpha DNA polymerase:primase complex. Gene Ontology annotation, biological process: DNA replication, synthesis of primer. Bases 1 to 1467 code for a protein of 488 amino acids. The record is from RefSeq and is a predicted model, not a curated record. Lineage: Eukaryota; Viridiplantae; Chlorophyta; Mamiellophyceae; Mamiellales; Bathycoccaceae. The transcript is spliced from 2 exons.